This is a messenger RNA of Hemiscyllium ocellatum (epaulette shark), 4134 nucleotides long. RefSeq names its product deleted in malignant brain tumors 1 protein-like. The record is from RefSeq and is a predicted model, not a curated record. Lineage: Eukaryota; Metazoa; Chordata; Chondrichthyes; Orectolobiformes; Hemiscylliidae. Gene Ontology annotation, cellular component: membrane. The transcript has 15 exons.
AACUGGGUAAAUCGCCUUGGAGUUAUGCCAAUCCUUGGUCAGUCAAUUGUAACCCCCUCAUGCAUGUUACUACUUACCGUAUUUCUGGCCAUACAGCGGACGGUUCUUUCCCAGGGACCGGAUGUGAGAUUGGUCAAUUCGGACGAUCGUUGCUCUGGAAGAGUAGAAAUCUUUCACGAUGGAAGUUGGGGCACGGUUUGUGAUGAUGGCUGGGAUUUGACAGAUGCCACUGUUCUUUGCAAGGAGCUGCAAUGUGGACCCGCCCUAUCGGUGCAUGGUAGCGCUUGGUUUGGUGAAGGUACCGGCAAGAUUUGGAUGGAUGAUGUUUCCUGCGGGGGGACAGAGUCCCAUCUCCGGUCUUGCUCCUUCUCUGGUUGGGGAACCCACAACUGUGGUCAUGGUGAGGAUGCAGGUGUAAUCUGUUACCCAUGAUCGGGUGUGAGAUUGGUCAAUACAGGCGAUCGUUGCUCUGGAAGAGUUGAAAUCUUUCACGAUGGAAGUUGGGGCACGGUUUGUGAUGAUGGCUGGGAUUUGACAGAUGCCACUGUUCUUUGCAAGGAGCUGCAUUGUGGACCCGCCCUAUCGGUGCAUGGUAGCGCUCGGUUUGGAGAAGGUACUGGCAAGAUUUGGAUGGAUGAUGUUUCCUGCGGGGGGACAGAGUCCCAUCUCCGGUCUUGCUCCUUCUCUGGUUGGGGAACCCACAACUGUGGUCACAGUGAGGAUGCAGGUGUAAUCUGUAACCCAGGUGAGAGCCCAGCCGUACCUUCUGAUACCUUCUGGUAAUGGAUCCACUCUGCUCUCUCAGGAUCGGAUGUGAGAUUGGUCAAUUCAGCUGAUCGUUGCUCUGGAAGAGUUGAAAUCUUUCACGAUGGAAGUUGGGGCACGGUUUGUGAUGAUGGCUGGGAUUUGACAGAUGCCACUGUUCUUUGCAAGGAGCUGCAAUGUGGACCCGCCCUGUCGGUGCAUGGUAACGCUCGGUUUGGACCAGGUACCGGCAAGAUUUGGAUGGAUGAUGUUUCCUGCGGGGGGACAGAGUCCCAUCUCCGGUCUUGCUCCUUCCCUGGUUGGGGAACCCACAACUGUGGUCAUGGCGAGGAUGCAGGUGUAAUCUGUAACCCAGGUAAGAGAUCGGAUGUGAGAUUGGUCAAUUCAGACGAUCGUUGCUCAGGAAGAGUUGAAAUAUUUUACAAGGGAAGUUGGGGCACGGUUUGUGAUGAUGGCUGGGAUUUGACAGAUGCCACUGUUCUUUGCAAGGAGCUGCAAUGUGGACCCGCCCUGUCAGUGCACGGUAGCGCUCGGUUUGGACCAGGUACCGGCAAGAUUUGGAUGGAUGAUGUUUCCUGUGGGGGGACAGAGUCCCAUCUCCGGUCUUGCUCCUUCCCUGGUUGGGGAACCCACAACUGUGGUCAUGGUGAGGAUGCAGGUGUAACCUGUUACCCAGGUAAGAAAUCGGAUGUGAGAUUGGUCAAUUCAGACGAUCGUUGCUUUGGAAGAGUGGAAAUCUUUCACAAUGGAAGUUGGGGCACGGUUUGCGAUGAUGGCUGGGAUUUGACAGAUGCCACUGUUCUUUGCAAGGAGCUGCAAUGUGGAUCCGCCCUAUCGGUGCAUGGUAGCACUCAGUUCGGACCAGGUACCGGCAAGAUUUGGAUGGAUGAUGUUUCCUGCAAUGGGACAGAGUCCCAUCUGCGCUCUUGCUCCUUUCCUGGUUGGGGAACCCACAACUGUGGUCAUGGUGAGGAUGCAGGUGUAAUCUGUACCUCAGGAUCGGAUGUGAGAUUGGUCAAUUCAGACGAUCGUUGCUCUGGAAGAGUGGAAAUCUUUCACAAUGGAAGUUGGGGCACGGUUUGUGAUGAUGGCUGGGAUUUGACAGAUGCCACUGUUCUUUGCAAAGAGCUACAAUGUGGACCCGCCCUAUCGGUGCAUGGUAGCGCUCAGUUUGGAGAAGGUACUGGCAAGAUUUGGAUAGACGAUGUUUCCUGCGGGGGGACAGAGUCCCAUCUCCGGUCUUGCUCCUUCUCUGGUUGGGGAACCCACAACUGUGGUCAUGGUGAGGAUGCAGCUGUAACCUGUUACCCAGGAUUGGAUGUGAGAUUGGUUAAUUCAGACGAUCGUUGCUCUGGAAGAGUUGAAAUCUUUCACAAUGGAAGCUGGGGCACGGUUUGUGAUGAUGGCUGGGAUUUGGCUGAUGCCACUGUUCUUUGCAAGGAGCUGCAAUGUGGAUCCGCCCUAUCGGUGCAUGGUACCGCUCGGUUUGGACCAGGUACCGGCAAGAUUUGGAUGGAUGAGGUUUCCUGCAAGGGGACAGAGUCCCAUCUCCGGUCUUGCUCCUUCUCUGGUUGGGGAACCCACAACUGUGGUCAUGGUGAGGAUGCAGGUGUAACCUGUUACCCAGGAUCGGGUGUGAGAUUGGCCAAUUCAGACGAUCGUUGCUCUGGAAGAGUGGAAAUCUUUUACAAUGAAAGUUGGGGCACGGUUUGUGAUGAUGGCUGGGAUUUGACAGAUGCCACUGUUCUUUGCAAGGAGCUGCAAUGUGGACCCGCCCUGUCGGUGCAUGGUAACGCUCGGUUUGGAGAAGGUACUGGCAAGAUUUGGAUGGACGAUGUUUCCUGCGGGGGGACAGAGUCCCAUCUCCGGUCUUGCUCCUUCUCUGGUUGGGGAACCCACAACUGUGGUCAUGGUGAGGAUGCAGGUGUAAUCUGUAACCCAGGAUCGGGUGUGAGAUUGGUCAAUUCAGACGAUGGUUGCUCUGGAAGAGUAGAAGUCUUUCACAAUGGAAGUUGGGGCACGGUUUGUGAUGAUGGCUGGGAUUUGACAGAUGCCACUGUUCUUUGCAAGGAGCUGCAAUGUGGACCCGCCCUAUCGGUGCAUGGUAGCGCUCGGUUUGGACCAGGUACUGGCAAGAUUUGGAUGGAUGAUGUUUCCUGUAAGGGGACAGAGUCCCAUCUCCGGUCUUGCUCCUUCUCUGGUUGGGGGACUCACAACUGUGGUCAUGGUGAGGAUGCAGGUGUAAUCUGUAACCCAGGAUCCAAUGCGAGAUUGGUCAAUUCAGACGAUCGUUGCUCUGGAAGAGUGGAAAUCUUUCACAAUGGAAGCUGGGGCACGGUUUGCGAUGAUGGCUGGGAUUUGACAGAUGCCACUGUUCUUUGCAAGGAGCUGCAAUGCGGGCCCGCCCUAUCGGUGCACAGUAGCGCUCAGUUUGGACCAGGUACAGGCAAGAUUUGGAUGGAUGAUGUUUCCUGCAAGGGGACAGAGUCCGAUCUCCGAUCUUGCUCCUUCUCUGGCUGGGGAAUCCACAACUGUGAUCAUAAUGAGGAUUCAGGUGUAAUCUGUUCCUCAGGAUCAGGUGUGAGAUUGGUCAAUUCGGACGAUCGUUGCUCUGGAAGAGUGGAAAUCUUUCACAGUGGUAGUUGGGGCACGGUUUGUGAUGAUGACUGGGAUUUGACAGAUGCCACUGUUCUUUGCAAGGAGCUGCAAUGUGGACCCGCCCUAUCAGUGCAUGGUAGCGCUUGGUUUGGACCAGGUACCGGCAAGAUUUGGAUGGAUGAUGUUUCCUGUAAGGGCUCAGAGUCCCAUCUCCGGUCUUGCUCCUUCCCUGGUUGGGGAACCCACAACUGUGGUCAUGGUGAGGAUGCAGGUGUAAUCUGUCACCCAGAUUCUUCAACGGAGCCGACAAUCUCUGUCAGCCCUUCAUUCGCACUCUACGUGGCUGGAGAUUCACUCACUAUUAAUUGCACAGUUCCACACAGCAACUUGACCGGACAUCUGGAGUUGCUGAAGGACUCAAAUUCUGUCGCCAUCGGACAAGGAGCCCUCACAUAUGUCAUUGAAAACGUCACUACCAGCAGCCAAGGGAGCUACCAAUGUUCCUAUCAGACUGAAGUGACAAAGCAAUGGUCACCCAGCUCUCUGAGUCAACCUGUUGAAAUUGUUGUUACAAAUCCUGCAGCCCAGCCGAACAUCUCCAUGACAGCUGACAGCAAAUCAGUCAACAUCAGCUGCACAGUUCCAGACGGUGUCCCCACUGGCUGCUUUCAGUUGCUAAAGGACACGAUUCACAUCAUCAAUAGCACCAUUAGCCAGCAGUCUUUCACGUACACCAUUCCAAACAUCACUGUCAGCAACCAGGGCCAGUAA